GUUAAAAACUCAACUGUGUUAUCCUAGAUAAGUACCAAACAAAGUUAAACGGUCGCAUCUUAAAAACGUGAAAUUAAAAGUUAAUUUUUUUUAUUAAAUAAUAAAAUAUAAACAAUUUCCAAGAGUUUUCGAAUUUUUUCGCAAAAGUUUAAAUAAUAUUAACUAUAAACCAAAUAAUUAAAUUUACUGUAACGAAAAGCACAACAUCAAAACCAAUCACUUUUUUCUUUUUGUGGUCACGACUAUCGACAGACAAGCAGACAAAGAAGAAACAAGGAGCCAUCCAAACAACAGCAGCUGAGACUCCUCUUUAAACGAAAUCCCAAAGAAAGGAAGAAAAAAAAUCAUUCUACUGAAAUAAACAUCAAUACUUGAAUACAACAGCAAACGAAAGCGAAAUUUUUAUUGCUGAGUUAGUACGAAAAUAAAAUCAACAGCAGCACAGCAACUGCAACUGAAAACAAUAAAUACAGCAACUAACAACAACAAACAAAUCGUUAAACCGGAAACGUAUAAAAAUGCAUUUCAAUAAACGUGGUAGCAGUGACAAUAACAUGAACCUUUUAACUUCAUCAUCACCAUCAUAUUUAGCUGCUUCUGCAUUGUCUUCUUCUUUAUCAUCGUCGCCAACCUCAUCUUCAUCAGCGACAAAAACUACAACAACACAUGGCGGUCUGAGUUUAGGUCUUUGGUGGCUCCUUCUGAUGACUGUUAUUUUAAUGGCCCAACAACAGCCUUGUGAAUGUCGUUAUUUACCGACAAGGUCACAUGGCGAUGAUUUGGAUAAAUUGCGUGAGUUAAUGUUGCAGAUCUUGGAAUCCAGUAAUGAAGAUGGUGGAGUCCAACAGCGACCACCAAAUGAGGCAAAUGGCAAUACUUUGGCUGCUGCAGCUCAACGUGCUAAUUGGUUGAAUAAAUUGGGCGGUAAUAUGGAUAAUAUGGAUGUUCCCAGGAAAUACAAUGCUCCUCGUGGCAUUUACGAUAAUGGUCGUUAUUAUUAAAUCCAACAGUAAAAUGGCAAAAAUUUAAUAAAUGAAAUGCAAACUGAAAACAAAUUUCUUAGAUGUUCAAAAAUAAAAUUUUUAUGAUUUUUUUUGUUUGUUAAAUAUUUUAAAAUGUAUUUAAUAUUUAAUUAAUAAUUAAAACAUAAUUUUUUUAUUUAAAGGCUGUUUACUGUAAAGUUCCUAUUAAAUGUCAUAUAUAAAAUUAAAUGAAUUUAUGAAAAUUAUGUCAAUGUAAAAAUUGUUCAUCAUUUAUAAAUUUAGUACCCCCGUCCUCUCUCUCUCACUCUCCUAUACUUUUUCAUAGAAAUGUUCAGUUAAAAAAAUGUUAAGCUUCUUUAUAUUUAUAUUGGGGAUUUUAAGAAAAAAACUUAAAUAUUACUAUUUGAAAAUAAUUUAUUCAAUGUUUAAUAAAUAUAUAUGUCAAAGAAAAAAGAAAAUGCUAAAAAUUAAUUAAACUUUGAAGAAAUAAUUGUAACCUGAAAACAAUAAUUUUUAUGUAGUAAAAAAUAAAAGUAUAAUAAAAAUAUAUACAAAAAUU
This is a messenger RNA of Lucilia cuprina (Australian sheep blowfly), 1542 nucleotides long. RefSeq lists its product as uncharacterized. Lineage: Eukaryota; Metazoa; Arthropoda; Insecta; Diptera; Calliphoridae. The record is from RefSeq and is a predicted model, not a curated record. The transcript is spliced from 3 exons. Bases 519 to 1001 code for a protein of 160 amino acids.